Molecule: messenger RNA, 564 nt
Organism: Plodia interpunctella (Indianmeal moth)
Lineage: Eukaryota; Metazoa; Arthropoda; Insecta; Lepidoptera; Pyralidae
Product: histone H2B-like
Exons: 1
Coding region: 95-487 (130 amino acids)
Cellular component (GO): nucleosome
Molecular function (GO): structural constituent of chromatin; DNA binding; protein heterodimerization activity
Source: RefSeq, a predicted model, not a curated record
ACAUUCAAACACUUUCAAUUCAAUGAAGAAGAAAAAUAUAAUCAAAUAAUUUAUUUAGAAAUUAUAUUUAUAAUUCUAAACGUACUAAAACAAAAUGGCGCCAGCGAAAGUACCAAAAAAGGCUCUGAAGCCAAUGGAAAAACUUGUAGAGAGGCCCAUAACGAAGAAAAUGAAGAAGAAAAAGAAGAACUACCAAAGUUUCGACAUUUAUAUCUACAAGCUACUGAAAAGCAUCACUCCGGACCACAUCAGGAUAUCGAGGAAGUGUAUGUUGAUCAUGAACAACGCUGUGAACGAUUUUCUGGAGCGGUUCGCGGAGGAGGCGGGCAGACUGGUGGCCCACAGCAAGAAGACCACGCUGGGCAGUCGCGAGAUACAGUCGGCCGUCAAGCUGGUGCUGCCCGGGGAGCUAGCCAAGCACGCCAACAUGGAAGGGAUGAAAGCUAUCACACUAUUCCACAAUAGUAUGAUGAAGCAACAGAAGUGAUAUUAUUUUUAAGGAAAAAUAUUUAUUUAUAUAAUUACGUGACGUAGGUGUGACGUAGCCCUUUUCAGGGUUGAAAA